AGUCAAAAUAAACCUGACUGAAGCUGAGUUUGUGCCUCACGCGUGGCCUUUUAAUUAAAAUUCUUUAAAAUUAAUACUUUAAUGGAAUAUAAACUGUGCAGUAACGGAAGCCGAUGAAAAUAUCUAUUAUAAAAACUUUGAUGUGAAAUCGAGUGCUGUAAGUUCGUACCGAUUUCGAUUUCAAAAUGAGAAGGGCUAGAAUAAAACCAGCUGUGACCCUUCCAACGAGAAGAAAAAACAAUGAUAGCAACGAAUCAGCCAAGAAUAAACCCUCGACACCUAAACAGGUAGCAGAGAAGCAGGAACCUACAAAAACUGAACAAAAUGAUGUAGUUUCUGAACAAAAUGUAUCUGAUGACCCUGCUUAUCAAACAACACCUAAAGAAAGCCCCAAAAGGGCAGUUAUUGAGCCAGUGCCCUGUGAAACUCCUCAACAAAGCCGCAGGUCGUCUGUACAGUCCCCACUGCAGUCAGAUGUGGCCCCAGAGACUCCACAGUCCUACAAAAGACCUGAGACACCCAUAGUGGCUUCCCCAAUACAGAACAAGCAGUCUUCAGACGUGAGGCCAAUAGCAAUUGUAUCAAACUUAACCAAUGCACAAAUUGCAACUAGAAUACCCAUCAUAAUCAAUGUAGCUAAGGAUGCAUCCAAAAUCAUUGCUACAACCAAGACUACAUUUGUUGAAGAACAAAGGCCUCAAAAUGAAAAAACAAACGAAAGCACAGAUAUCAUUGACUGUAUAUCAAAGAUACCAGAUUAUAAUCCUCCAAGUGUGCCAGAGAGUGUUACAGAGGAUACAGUUCUGGAUGGCAUUGUGCCAUUGCAGUCCAAGAGUAGUGUACCAAAACCCUUGGACUUUCUGAAGAAUGAAAUCAUAUCUGAGAAUGCAGAGGUGUUAUUUGACCCUAUUGUCCCCCUUCCAUCACCGAGUAAAGUCAGACCAAAACUUCGGCCCGCUCCCAGACUGGCUUUCAGAAGAAACAGUAUACAGGGUAGUGCCAGUGAAUCGGAAGAUGAAAGUCGGAGAGCGUUAUUGAACAGUGGCUCCACCACUCCCGGCCCGCCGAGGCAGAGGCAUGACUCUCACACCACACAAUUCACAGUACCUAACAGGGAGGUGAGUCGAGUGCGGAAUGACUCUGUCUGCUCGACCGUCAGUCAAGUCACGACGCACACGCAGCCACCAUCAGCGUCAACGAAAGACAAACAUUCCAAGUCGCGUCGCAACGAGAUGUCGCGGCGCAUGCUGGCGCUGCGGCGCAAGCAGCGGCGCGAGGCCGUGCCGCGGGAGUCGCUCACCAUGUACGACCUCAUCUUCUACAACCCCACCACCAACCCCAUCGUGCCGGACCCAGACGAGCCCACAACCACAACCGUCAAAGAGAAGACAAAGGAGGAGCCCCCAGCUAAACAAGCCAAGAUGGAGGAGGAACAAGACGACCCGCCCUCGGCGGAGGAGACCGCCGCGCCCGUGCCGCAGCUGAAGCUCGGGCCUAACGGGGAGAUUGUGCUGGAUGAGCAGAGCUUGGUGAUCCAACAAACAGAGAGCACCCGCAAGCUCAGCCAGUCCAUAGUCCACGAGGGCGCGUUCGCCAACGGCGGCCGCGGCAGGUACAGCCGCUCGCGCCGCGCCGCCGACUGGACGCACACGGAGACUGUGCGGUUCUACCGCGCGCUGGCGGCCGUCGGGACCGACUUCACUAUGAUGAAGAACAUGUUCCCGGAUCGGACGCGGCGAGAUCUUAAAGUCAAGUUCAAAAAGGAGGAGAAACUGAACGGUGCGCAAGUGGACAAAGCCCUCCAAUCGCAGAUCGAGUGGGACGCCAUCCGAUUGGAGACUGAGUUCGCCGAAGAGCGCCGAUUGGCUGCAGAGAAAGCGGAGAAGGAAAAACUUAUGUAUCUCGAACAGAAGAAAUUAGAAAAGGCGAGAUUGCGAGCUGCUAAAGUGGAAGGAGUGAAGCAUAGCCGCGGAUCGAAAGCUGUAGAGUCGACGUAUGCCAAGCGCGCAGAAGUGCAACGCGAAGCGAACACCGCAGACGAAAUCAUCCGGCGAGCGCUCAUGGGCAAGCCAAGGAGUCCGAGAAAGAAACCCCAACCCCCGCCGCCCACCCACAUGCCUAUACCGGCCUCGCCGCGCCCGCCACAAGGCACUAACUUCGCCACAUUGACAAAGCUAAAAGACACCAUCCCCAUAAACAGAACUCCCACGCAACCGGACGUUGUGUCAAUCUCGAAAGUGACACCUGGCAGACCAAUGACACCUGCCAGAUCGAUGACACCUGUCAAAACACCGAGCGCCCUCGCCCAGAAUGUUCCACAGAAUAUCGAACAGGGUUCCCUAGUUGUUUUAACAGUGAACGACCCGAAAGAUCCUAGUAAGAAGAUGCUCCAAACUUACGUGUCUAAUGGUGCCGGCCACUUGACGCCAGUCGCGUUGCCCGGAACGUUGUUAAACUCUGUAGUGAAUUAUAUGAAGAAGGGCACUCCUAAAAGCGCUUCGUCUAAUUCCCCACAAUUUACUUCUCCUGGUAGUGUGACCAGUCAAGAGAGUAGAUCUAGUGUUAUACAAAUGAAUCCAAGUCCAUCUAAACGGAAGCGGUUCGAUUCGUUUACUAUCACGCAGUUGUGAUAUAGACUUCUAAUUGGUGUUGUGUAUGUAAUUUGCUUGUGCUUUAAUUUUAUGUUUGUGGAAAAGCGUUGUUUAGAUGGAUUAGUAAUUUAUUUUCGAUUGUUUAAGUUAUGAGAUUACCCGAUGCCUUGGCCGAGUAUCCGCCAUUUUGCUACCAAGCAGCUGUCUUUUGCAUACUUGGGUAUAGACAUUGGACUCAGUUUUAAAAUAUUUAUUCGACUGGUUAUCAAAUAUUGUUGCUAGGUUUAUAUAGUUAGGUAUUAAUUACUUGUGUGUUUUUUUUACUCUUUUUUUUAUUGAGGCGGUUCUCACGCUGCCAGGCAUUACUGUAUAGAAUAUAGAUAGAUGGAUAGAAUAUUCUUUAUUUGUACACAAACACAUAAAAGAAACUUACAAAACUUAAAUACUAACAAAUAUGUACAAAAAUGGCGGUCUUAUCGCUUAAAGCGAUUUUUUCAGGACAAACUUAGGGUGGAAGGAUAUUUUGAUUAAAUUAAAUUGUAUAGUGCAUUACUGCACUGUAUGUUGCGUGAAUGCGCGUUUUUAUUUGAAAUGCGUUCAUGAUACAUACAGUUCUCGCAACAGGCAGUGUGAGAACCGCCUUAGUUAAGGACUAUUCUACAAACCGUUGUAAAGCCAAAUAGUUUAGAUAUAACAUAAAAAAGUUAUAGCUAAGAAUUGUUAGUAAAAGCUAUUAAAUAAUGAGAAUUGAAUACACAGAUUGUUUACUUAGGUAGUUAGAUGUACGAUCUUCCAUUAAAUUUAGAUAUAUUGUUAUGAGAUCUGAAUGUGACUUAGAUGCGGCAAUGAUACUACUAAGUAAUUAUGUUAUUUGAAAAAUCAUCAACAUUCAUCAGACAGUCAAACAUCGUCCGCUGAUCACUAGGGGGCGACUCUCCCGCGCCAUACAAAUUCGCGUUUACCCGCCAGAGCGCCAGUACUCAAUCGGAGUAUAAACUCGCACUCUGAAAUUGAAAUCGUUUAUUUGACGUAGAGUUUUACAAUUACUUGACAAUCGUUAAUAGGCACUCCGCAUGCAGGUUCCUAGGUGGCGUGCAUCGGUUUAGACCAUAGAAAUAAUAAACUAAUGGUUUAGACCGACUUCACGGUACUGAAACAUCAAAAUAUCCAAACCGCGAUAUUCACGAUACUUUUUUCUGUUUAUUGUUUUAUGCUUGAGUGAUUCUGUGGGUUUUUUGUAAAGAACGGAUAAUUUGUUAUUGUUAUUUGGUUUUUAUGUAACUACUUGCUGUAGGUAUUGUAUUGAUAGGAAUUGUUCAAGAAAUGUAAUCAAUCAUGUAAUUAUGUGCUUUAAGAAUUCAUAAUGCAAUAAAGUUUUUUAUUCAAGA
Plutella xylostella (diamondback moth) is the source of this 3979-nucleotide messenger RNA. RefSeq names its product transcription factor TFIIIB component B'' homolog Bdp1 (gene Bdp1). Gene Ontology annotation, biological process: RNA polymerase III preinitiation complex assembly. Gene Ontology annotation, cellular component: transcription factor TFIIIB complex. Gene Ontology annotation, molecular function: TFIIIC-class transcription factor complex binding. Lineage: Eukaryota; Metazoa; Arthropoda; Insecta; Lepidoptera; Plutellidae. The record is from RefSeq and is a predicted model, not a curated record.